Molecule: messenger RNA, 1122 nt
Organism: Adineta steineri
Lineage: Eukaryota; Metazoa; Rotifera; Eurotatoria; Adinetida; Adinetidae
Source: the annotation of a GenBank genome assembly
AUGACAAUUUCAAGAUUAGUUUUGGUAUUUUUCUACUAUAUUAUAGUUUUAGUAAAUAUCUCCGAACAACAACAAUUACCCAAUAGCACAACGAUUUCAACAUGUAAUUUCACGGCAUGUAACUCUCAACGGACACCAUGUUCAUCCAAUCGUAAUUGCGAAUGUUUUUCGUUGACGAGAAGUCCAAGUGUAGGAAUUUGUGCUUCAGCCGUUUUGUCUUGUACCGAUGUUGUCCGUUGCAAUACGGAUAAUCGAACAUGUCCUAUUGAAAAUACAGUCUGUGUCAACAGUACACGCUGUGGUCAACCAGUCUGUUACCCACUAGCUUUGGCAAAUAAACUCGUUUGUCCAAGUAAUACAACAGCUACAACAACGACAACAGUACGAACCACAACGACGACACGUGCAGGAGGCCUUACAAAUACAACUCGAUCAACAACAAGAGGCAUAGACUCAUUCGCUGGAGUGCAGCUCAAUUUGGCCACAUCUUUAUUAUCCAGUGCAUGGUCACCAUGCUAUACGGCAACCUAUGCAACGAAUAUGUCUGCAGCUAAUCUCCCAGGUAUAUUGGCGUUAUGCAAUGGAACGCGACUGUUAUUGGGUUGUCGUCCAGUUGGGAGUGCGGUAUUAACUGUAGCAGCAAUGGGGGAUCGAUCUGCUGUUCUACACGACUGUGGUUCAGCACAGAACUGUGCUUAUGUGACCAAUGGAGUCGGUUGGUACUAUUCAGAUUCAUGGUCUUGGGGUUUUGUCAAUGGUAAUGAUACAGUGAGCCGCACUAGUUGUGACACAGUCUCAAUAGACGCAGACUAUCGUCUAUGCUGGCACACAGCAGGUGGUGGUGGAUAUCGCUGUGGAGCGACUUUAUAUCUUAACGACGAUACAACUUGGGAGAAAGAGAUUCUGCAACGGUUAGUGGUAGCAGAUGUUGAUGGUGACGACAAACUCGAUAUUAUCGUUACAUACAUCGGUUUCAAUAAUAUUGCUAUAUCUUUUAAUGAUGGUGAUGGUAUAUUUUCAAAGUCGACAACUUAUACAACUGAUUGUUCUCCGAAUUUUGUGGCGAUAGGUGAUAUUAUUAAUGAUAAUGCAUUAGACAUUGUUGUCGCGAAUAUUCUUUAA